Molecule: messenger RNA, 1684 nt
Organism: Saccostrea cuccullata (small rock oyster)
Lineage: Eukaryota; Metazoa; Mollusca; Bivalvia; Ostreida; Ostreidae
Product: mucin-2-like
Exons: 5
Coding region: 1373-1684 (103 amino acids)
Source: RefSeq, a predicted model, not a curated record
ACAGCUCAUACUUUUAUUUUUAUUAAUAAAUACACAGAAUCUACAUCAUUUUGACACAUGACUUCAAAAAAACCUUUAUGGAUUAGAAAAAAAAAACUUUAGUUAAGAAUUCUGAUUUAGGUUGUAAAACAUGACUUAGAUAAGCUGAUCCCUGACCUGUACCAAAAAAAGGUUAUCUAUAAGGUUAUAAACUGUGUCAAUACCUUAUCCCCCAUCCCUCCCCUCCAAAUAAACAAAACAAUUUCUGUUGACAAUUGUUUACCAUACAUCUUUUAUGUGAUAGUUUCUAAACAGACACUCUUAAACAAAAAAAAAAAUCAUUAAAGUGAUAAAUGGUGUUAUUCUAUACGUCCGGGAGAUGUUGACCGGGGUACUUCGCGCGCUUUUUCAUCACGUGCACAUAUGACCAAGUCAAAGUGUGUAGAUCUAAUUGCAAGAUAGACGACAGAACGCUCGUAAUCAUUAUGGCAUGCAUUGUAUCGGUGCAAAAUGCACCUGUAGACAGGAGGGUGUUGACAUGUUACUGGCCGGACUGUCGAGAAGUCCGGGUAAAUGUGACGGAAGUCCGUGAGGUGUUUGUGACAUCCUUUGGACAUAGCAGGGUGAUUGUUUUCGGGGACCCUGCCAUGAUCAAGAUUCGAGAUCUUCGUGGUCGUAUUUGUGGUAAGUACAAAUUAUGAUUUUUACAAAAUUUAAAACGCAUGUAAAUUUGAUUUCGACCCCCCCCCCUUUUUUGGAACAGUAAAUCAUGAAUCCGCCACAUAAUGAAGUAUCAUUUCAAAACCAGUCCCCCGUCAACACUUUACAAGUGGCUUACGCAAAGCACGUGGUAUUAUUGAUUUUUCUGCUAAAGAUGUUUGUACAUGUGUAAAUCAACCCCUUUCUUAUUACGGUAGUUCCUGAAUAUAACAUAUGAAGGUCACAGUGUGUCACUGAAUGAUCUUUUUUUUAUUUUUUUAAAUAUGUAGUAAUCGGUUGUAGGUAUUUUAUAAAGAAGUUGUAAUCAAGUAACCUCCACACUGAAUAGUCGCAUAACACAAACGUGUGGCUCAAUUGCUACGUCACGUGAUAUUAUUGAUUUCUUUUUUUUUUUUGCUUAAAAGGGGUGUGCGUGUAAACCCUGUAAUUCCCGAAUUCACCACAUAAAGAUCAGACUUUGCAAUGAAAUUAUGAACUAUAUUUUUUAUUUCAAAUAAAUGAAACGGUAGCAAGCUACCCCGACACGUGACACCGUGAAGUGUUUGUGUGUGUGUGUGUCUUUUGUUACGUCAUAUUUCUGUUCAAAGACAAACAUGUAACACCCCUUUUCUUUUCAACAUAAAGUAAACUGUAGUAUGUGUCAUUAUAAUAAUCUGUUAUAUUUUCAAAGAUAAUGAUUUUAGUUCAUAUUUUUUUUAUAGAGGCAACAUUCAGUCCUUCACCCCCACCUAAGCAUGAUACCACGAUCGGACAAUCAGAGACAUCAGAGACUACGCCGUUAAUCUCUAAAACCACACUUCAGUCUACAAUUCAAGCAGAGACAACUAUGCUGACCAAGUCCGGGCAAACAGAGACACCAGAGACUACGCCAUUAAUCUCUAAAACCACCUUUCUGUCUACAACUAGUCAAGCAGAGACAUCAUCAUCAGCCACUCAACCUGUGUCGACAGCUAAUGAAGCAGGUAUGAAUGAAAAGCCUCAGUAA